CUCCUUAUUGUAUGCUGUCAACCCGCUGAUCCUGCAAGCUAACUAGCUCAGACGUAGAGCAACUAGCUAGCAUGCGAAGUAAAUCGUUGGGUGAGCUAUAAUUCGACUGAGUUUAACAUUACUCGUUGGAUGUAGAAUACAUUUUAAUCGCUGACAUUGGCUGUGGUUGUCCUGGAGUCGUCAAGAAAGGCGAGACAUUAACGCGUUAGCCUGUUUUCUACAAAGUUGCUAACCAGAUGCGUUGACAGCUAGCUAGCUACUGUAGCUUGGCAGCUAACUAUCAGUAUUGAGUUACCACAGCAAAGCUACGUAGUACGUGGUCUCAACCCUGCAUUUCUGAGCAUUUCCUAUCAAGCAAUUUUAAGAUUUUACUUGGUUGAAGACCUCUCAUGUCAAUGACACUCUUCACAAAGUGGUCCCUAUUGCAAUGAGGAUCUGCAGAGCCCAGCUGUAAGCCUGAGCCAUGAACUCCGUGUCUCCCAGUGCAGUUCAGUAUGUGGGGGGAGUAGGAGUGGUGGGGGGAGUAGGAGUGGUGGGGGGAGUAGGAGUGGUGGGGGGAGUAGGAGUGGUGGGUCAGGAUGACACCUUCCAGAGAGAGGAGACCAGGAGGCCCCAGCAGCCCCAGCUGGUGGACCCUGGCAGAGGAAGUAGCUUUGGGAACCGGCAGGGUACUGAUGUCGGUGGGGGUGGAACCAGAGAGGCCACCACUGCUGGAGAGCCAGACGAGGUGGACAAACUCAAGACCAAACUGAUGUCGGCGUGGAAUAAUGUCAAAUACGGCUGGUCGGUCAAGUCGAAGACCACAUUCAACAAGAGCUCUCCAGUGACUGUAAUGGGCCACUCAUAUCUGCUCAAUAGUGAAGACGAGGUGGAGCGCUUCAGGCGGGCGUUCGUGUCUCGGCUGUGGCUGACCUACCGUAGGGAGUUCCCCCAGCUGGAGGGCUCCACCUUGACUACAGACUGUGGGUGGGGCUGCAUGCUGCGGAGCGGACAGAUGCUGCUGGCCCAGGGCCUACUGCUACAUCUGCUGCCACGAGACUGGUCGUGGCCAGACGCCCAGCAGUUCGUCGACGUGGACUUUGAGGCUCUGAGACCCCGCUCCCCGUCCCGCGCUGGAGGCGUACCCAUCCCCUCCUUCGGCCACUCCUCCUCCUCACGGACCCCCACCACGCCCCAGAAGACCUCCAUGCCAGGGGGCACGGCUCUCAACCAUACCCAGAAGAAGAGGCCCGAGUCGGGCAGGGACAGGCAGGCUGAGCCCCUCCACCGGAGGGUUGUGGCCUGGUUUGGGGACGAGCCCCCGGCCCCGUUUGGGGUGCACCAGCUGGUAGAAUUGGGGAAGAGCUCAGGGAAGAAGGCGGGGGACUGGUACGGCCCCUCAGUGGUGGCACACAUACUACGAAAAGCAGUUGCCAAGACUUCUGAUGUUCACAACCUGGCUGUAUAUGUAGCGCAGGACUGUACCGUGUACAAAAUGGACGUGGUGCAUCUAUGUGACCAGUCAUUGAACCAGAGUAUAUCUGAUCCUGAGCCCAGUGGUCCAGGCUGGAAGUCUGUCAUCAUACUGGUUCCAGUCCGACUAGGUGGAGACUCUCUCAACCCCUCCUACAUCGAGUGUGUCAGGAACAUUCUCAGGUUAGAAUGCUGUAUCGGAAUCAUCGGCGGCAAACCCAAGCAUUCGCUGUUCUUUAUCGGCUGCCAAGACGAGCAGCUGCUGUAUCUGGACCCUCACUACUGUCAGGCCGUGGUGGAUGUCACUCAAGACAACUUCCCACUGGAGUCGUUCCACUGUAGCUCGCCCAGGAAGAUGCCCUUCAGUCGCAUGGACCCCAGUUGUACUAUAGGCUUCUACGCCAAGAACAAGAAGGACUUUGAGUCUCUGUGUUCCGCCGUCUGUGUGGCCCUAUCGUCGCCCGAAGAGAAGUACCCCAUCUUUACCUUCGUGGAGGGCCAGGCCCAGGACUAUGGACUGGUGGGCCACAGCUCCUCCCAUCCUCACUCUGACACCUCCCCUGGCCCCGCCCACAUGCUACCCCAAGGCAAGCUAAGCAGGAGCAACACCAUAGGCAGCUCUGACGACUUUGUCUUCCUGUGAGUACUGGUUUGUGUUCCUGAGGAACGAAAUGUAAGCAAACGGGGAAAGACUGACUUACAAUUUUGGGAUGGAUUCCAUUUCCCUGUUUUUAUAGAGCUCAAAGUGGAUAUAUGCUUUCUGCUAUAUCACAAACUCUGGAAUUUGUGUCCGUCAUAUUCGAGGCGAGGCUUCAACUGAAUCUCACUGUCGGUCUGUCUGGGAAGAAACAGGUCUUAGAAACUAACGCUAGGCAUUUCUAAAUUGGACUGUUGCCCCAUCCCAAAUGGACCCCUAAGCCCUAUGCACUUAUGGAGAUCUGAGAUGAUCUGACAGGUGUUAGUAAUAUAAAGUAGGCUAGGUGUAAGCUUCACCAUAUUGCUUAUACCAAUCAAAUCCGCUCGGAUCUCCAAGGCCGUAGGGAUUUGGGAUGGGGCCUCUGACUUCAUUUUGGGAAUAAUAACAACUGGAAACACGGAGCCUGUUUGAUACAUGCUACAUGACGGGGAUCACUAGUAGUGGAAGACAAGGUACUCAGCCCUCUUCUCUCUGACUUGUAUUAAAAUACUGCUGUACACUUUUUACAUUCAUUUCUGUUUUGUAAGAGCUAUUAAGUGUGUGCGAACUGAAGCUGUUGGUGUGUUGAGUUGCUGUUAUGUUCACAUUCCUCUACUGUACUCUUAUAUUCCCUGUGCCAUCUUAAUUCAGUGUCAUGGCUAUAGUACUACAUUCAUACUACAUGGCUAUAUGAAUUUCAUUGCAGCAUUCCCAACCCUGCCUUUAGUUGUGCCGUCCUUUGACACACCAUUCAGGUGACAGUAAAUGACCUGGGCUGGGCUCCCUACCUAACCUCGCUCACUGGUUUCCACACCUGGGUUCAAAUAGUACUUGCUUUUUUUUUUUGAUUUUCCAAAAGGCACUGAGAGUUGAUUUAACCUGCCUGGAGUGCCAGAUGGGCAAUGUUUGCACUUUUGGGACUAUUCUUUUUGCCCUAGCAAGCUCAGAAAACACCAGGCAAGCUCAGAAAACCAAUACUAAUUGAACCCUAGGUCUGCUACACUCUCACACUAUUUCAUCAGGUCUCUCUUGUCAAUUAGUCUACCAGUAUCAACUUGCAACACACUAACAGGAAUCCACUGUUACAACAAUAGCCCCUUUUGUGUAAUGUGUUACACUAGCUCCUAUCUAGAUGAUGGGAAAUUAUCCAUUUUACCAAGAGGCUAUGUCCAAAAUGACACCCUAUUCCCUACAUCGUACACUAGAUAGAGAAUCGGAUGCCUUUUUGGGUGAAGACAGCUUUUGGUUGUAGUGAGACUUGUUGAAUGAAUGAUUCUGAACUCCAUUCCUUUUAGAGUCCUCCUCAUAAUUUUUUUAACAAGGUGGUGCUGCUGAGUACUGGUGGGGGGGAUGCCUCACUUUGGACAAAGUGCAAGGUGUUUUUGAACACGUGUAACUUCAAUUUAUUAAGGUAGAGUUAAAAGCCUUGCACUUUGGAGACCUGCAUAUUAAUAUCUAAGUCAGGGCUGUUCAAGUCUGGUCCUGGAGGGCCAAAACACUUCUGUUUUUUUGUUUCUACCUGGUAGUUAAUUGCACUCACCUGGUGUCUCAGCCAGGUCUGAAUUAGGUCCUUAUUAGAAGGAGAGGAUGAAAACCAGGACCGACAUUGAACAGCCCUGAUCUAAGCAUUAAACUCCCCAAGUUAGAUAUCAAAGUCACGUCACAAGCUCCCUCAACCCCAAAAUAAAAUGAAGCAUUCUGGGCAGUGGUUAAAACACUGUUGAUUGGAUGCUUGAUCUCACGUUUUAAUUAGGCUUCUGACCUGUGUGCAACAGGUAUCCUCUAAGGGGCAAAUCUUGACUUUCACUUAACCUGAAUGUUCACUGAUCAUUCAUUGAAGUCAAUGGGAGAAUAAGUGAAAAUGCGAGGUUGGCGAGUUAGGAUUCACCCCAGUAAUCUGUGUAUUUCACUCUUGUCCAUGUGUAUAUUAUCUCAUAAAGGUGACAUUUAUUUUCUCAAUAAAGUGAAGAAUUGUCAUGUGUAGACGUCUUAAAUGUGCUAAUGGCCACCCUAAUAAGGGACUGCAUUCAUGUGGACAACAUGACUUUGUAAAACUGUUGUAUAGAAUGUUAUUAAAGGUAACUUUUUUUUUGUA
Molecule: messenger RNA, 4223 nt
Organism: Salmo salar (Atlantic salmon)
Lineage: Eukaryota; Metazoa; Chordata; Actinopteri; Salmoniformes; Salmonidae
Product: cysteine protease atg4da
Biological process (GO): mitophagy; autophagosome assembly; C-terminal protein lipidation
Cellular component (GO): cytoplasm
Molecular function (GO): protein-phosphatidylethanolamide deconjugating activity; cysteine-type endopeptidase activity
Source: RefSeq, a predicted model, not a curated record